CCUGUUAGAACUAGUAUCAUCACUUCCGCAAAAACGGCGUGAAAACCGACAAAAUUGGUGUCCUUGUUAAUCCACAUGUCGAAUAAUUUACACGCAAUAGUUUAUGCUCAGGUGUAUAUGUUAUGGCCGUUUUAAAAAUGACAACAUUAUGUGUGUGCACUUUUACAUCGAAUUGAAAACCGAGUACUUUCUGGAAAAAAAUAGUUUUCACUUCCGGGCCACGAUCGAUGUCGCUGUUGCCGUCGUCUUUCCCCUGUCUGCUCCCCCUCGUCUCCCUCCGAGUUCCGUGGAUAACAUCUGCCCUGAAGUUUGCUCUCAUCCACGACGACACCUGCAGCGCUCGUCCCGCCGAGCGGACCAAGUGAUGUUCAAAGUGACAGUCAGCGGCGCGCGAAGCCGGAGGGCGACGAGGACGCUGCGGCUGCUGCCGCUGCUGGUGAGCCUGUCUGUGUGCGUCUGUGUGUGCCGAGCAUCCUCUCCCCGGGAGGAGGAGGACAGUGCCAUGGAGAACAUCGUGACCGAGAAGCAGGCGGAGGAGAGCCACCGGCAGGACAGCGCGGACCUGCUCAUCUUCAUCAUGCUCCUCACCCUCACCAUCCUCACCAUAUGGCUGUUCAAACACCGGCGCUUCAGGUUCCUGCACGAAACUGGGCUGGCGAUGAUCUAUGGCGUACUCGUAGGCGUGGUCUUACGGUAUGGCAUCCAUGUUCCUCGGGACAUCAGCAACGUCACGCUGAGCUGCCCCGUUAAUGCCAGCCCCGCAACUCUGCUGGUCAAUGUCAGCGGCAAAUUCUAUGAGUACACUCUGAAAGGGGAGAUCGGUGCCAACGAGGUGAACGACGUGCAAGAUAAUGAGAUGCUGCGAAAGGUGACCUUUGACCCUGAAGUGUUCUUCAAUAUUCUUCUACCACCGAUCAUCUUCCACGCAGGCUACAGCUUGAAAAGGAGACACUUUUUCCGUAACAUGGGAUCCAUCCUAGCUUAUGCUUUUAUGGGAACAGUUAUUUCCUGUUUUAUUAUCGGGUCGCUGAUGUACGGAUGUGUGAUGCUAAUGAAGCAGGUCGGACAGCUGGGGGGAGACUUCUUCUUCACCGAUUGUCUUUUCUUCGGAGCCAUCGUCUCUGCCACAGACCCAGUGACGGUCCUGGCUAUCUUCAACGAGCUGCAGGUAGACGUGGACCUGUACGCCCUUCUGUUUGGGGAGAGUGUGCUCAACGAUGCCGUGGCCGUGGUUCUGUCCUCGUCUAUAGUGGCGUACCAGCCAGAAGGAGACAACAGUCACACCUUUGAGGUCAUGGCGAUGCUGAAAUCUUUUGGGGUUUUCCUCGGAGUCUUCAGCGGCUCUUUUGCUUUGGGAGUGGCCACCGGGGUCUUCACUGCUCUCGUGACUAAGUUCACCAAGCUGAGGGAUUUCCAGCUGUUGGAGACGGCUCUGUUCUUCCUCAUGUCAUGGAGCACAUUCCUGUUGGCUGAGGCUUGUGGCUUCACAGGUGUGGUAGCAGUGCUGUUCUGUGGGAUCACUCAGGCCCACUACACCUUCAACAACCUGUCCCCCGAGUCCCAGGACAGGACCAAACAGCUGUUUGAACUGCUGAAUUUCCUGGCAGAGAACUUCAUUUUCUCCUACAUGGGUCUGACCUUGUUCACCUUCCAGAACCACAUCUUUAAUCCGAUGUUCAUCGUUGGAGCCUUUCUGGCAGUGUUCCUGGGAAGGGCUGCGAACAUCUACCCUCUCUCAUUCCUUCUUAAUCUGGGACGACGCAACAAGAUCAGAUCCAACUUUCAGCACAUGAUGAUGUUUGCAGGUCUGCGAGGAGCAAUGACCUUUGCCCUGUCCAUCAGGGACACGGCCACAUACGCCCGUCAGAUGAUGUUUACCACCACUCUGCUCGUGGUCUUCUUCACCGUGUGGAUUUGUGGAGGUGGCACCACCCAGAUGUUGUCCUGCCAGCGCAUACGAGUGGGAGUGGAUUCUGAUCAAGAUAACUCCAUGAGCAUCACUGAAGGAUCAGAGAGAAGAAGCACCAAACACGAGAGUGCUUGGCUUUUCAGAAUUUGGUACAACUUUGACCACAACUACCUGAAGCCCAUCCUGACUCACAGCGGCCCCCCUCUCACGGCCACUCUGCCUCCCUGCUGCGGCCCCCUCGCCCGCUUCCUCACCAGCCCUCAGGCAUAUGAGAAUGAAUGCCAGCUGAAGGAUGACGACUCUGACCUCAUCCUGUCCGACGGCGACAUCAACCUGACUUAUGGCGACAUCACAGUCAGUACAGAUGCCUCAGGUGCCCACACCAGCGGCGGUCCGGCCUUCGCUGGCGCCACCUCUGAUGACUUGGACAGGGAGUUAACGUACGGAGAUCACGAGCUGGUGAUGAGGGGCACACGCCUGGUGCUGCCCAUGGAUGACUCGGAGCCGCCCUUCACAGACCCCCACCACCGCCUGCGGAUGUGAAGAAGAAAGAUUCAGUCUUUCAGCGCAGAACCCAGACAACCGUCCAACUCACACUGACCCGAGGCCAUCGAGCAAAAGACCAGUACCCGUCUCUCUUUCCAUUCUGCCACCAAAUCAUCUUUUGCUCUGACACCUUUCCUCAUUCCUCUUUUUUCUUUUUUUAACCACGCAUUUCCUCACAGCUACAUUUUCCCACUUCCUCUAGCGACAAAUCACUGUCUCUACCUCAUUGUCAUUCUGCUCGUUUCCACACUUUUCUGGCAUCUGCCAAAACUGUAAUAUACUGUAGUCUUAUUUAUUUGCAGGUUAGAUUUUUUGGCAUAAGUAAAUUUCUCUUAGUUUGGCUUAAAUUUGUGUGCCAGUCAUCUUAAUGUAGCAUUGCACAGGAAGUCCAGCAGCAUGUGUUCGUGUGUAAAUGCAAGAACCAACCACUUUUUAAUUUGUCGACUUACAGUAUAUCACAAGACUAUAACUUUGAUAUGCAUGCUGAGGAUGCCUGUUGUUUUCUUCGUAUGUGAGGUUGAGGGCUUUUGUGUUUUGGGUCUGACCUUGAAUGUUGCUGCCUUGUCUCUGUGCACCAGAGACAUGCUGCCCCAUUGGACAACUUUACUGAACAUUUGGUUACAAUCAAGUGCCUGGGAAUUCUAGUCUUUACGCCUGCGGACCCGUAUGGGAUCACCUCUGGGGGGCAGAGAGGGUGGACGAUGGGCGGUCAUGCAGUCAUAAUUUUCCUUUGUAAAAAAUAAAAAAAAAUAAGACACCUCUGUCCAUAAGGUAGCAAUAUACUCAGCGGGUGUUUGGGCCAUCAGUUUGUGCUGUUUGCCUGUAAAUAGUGUGUAAAGAUGUAAUGCCACUGGCAGUGAAAGUCGUGGAUCUCUCUUUGACCUUUGACUGUGACAUUGAGAGGGACUUUAUUUUAGAAGCUGAUGUCGCUCGCAACUGAACGAAGCGCUGUCGUUCUGAGAGCGAGAUCCCGAUGAAGGAAGCGCUGUGCCAUCUCUUUCCUGCAUUCUGACUUUUUGUGAAAACUAAAUGCAGUCGACAUUCAAGUGUUUUAUAUUCUUUAUUUUUUUGCAACAGAGCUUAAGUAUUUUAAGCUGGGGCACAUUUGUCAUACUCAUUUAGCUUUGUGCAGGCAUUUUUACAAUAAUUGCAUUGUUGUUAAGAAUAAUAGAAGAAUAAAUAAACCUGACAGACAUGCAUUAAUGAAUUGGACACUGAAGGAACUUGUACCAUGUUAUUGGUAAGCACACAGGUAUUUUUGAGACUUUAAGUUUGGCAAAUCAGAGAAUUGAUUGACUCUGUUUCUGAUUUUCUUUGGGUUGCAACCAAUCAUUAUUUCCAGUGUUGAUUCAGUUGCAAUCUGUUGUUUUGUUUUGAUUAAUUAACUGAACAUCAGAUGUCCUAUAAAUGUCCAUUAAAAGUGAGCAAAGCCCAAAGAUAACAAUUUUACAAUCAUGUAAGACUAAAAAUUAAGUAUUUACAUUUGAAGCUGGAUGCAGUGAAUUAUUUAUGAUAAUAAUGUGGUGAGUUCAAGAACAGAACAACAAUAGUUGUUUAUAUGCUUGAUGCUUUUCCUAUGCUGUCCUUUAGGAUUGAUUUUCAAAAUCAUUAACAUUCUUCAAGGCAUGAAAACAAGUACUUUUUUAAAGGUUACUUAAAGAUUGACGUGUUACAUUUAACUUAUAUUCUUACUACAGUCUGUCCUACACUGUCAAGGCUAUUUUUGUGCGUGUACAUGUAGAAUGGAAGGUUUGUCUCUUUUGGGCGAGGAGUAUAACAGCUGUUAAUGGAGGUUCAACAGGAAGCGUUGAUAGGGCGUCGCCGUGGCAACGCUGUGUUGAUGUGGACCGAAGCCGGGAAACACUCAGUGACUUAGUUGAACACAACGGUUUUGCGGUUUACCCGUCUUGGUGAGCCAGAGGAAAAAAAAUGUUUGGGUGUAUGCAAAAUGGAUGAAAGAGGAUGAGGUUAAAGGAACGAGCAUGAGAAAUAGAUGAAGAGAAAUGGAUGAGGAAGGAGAGUUUGGCCUGUGUGUGUGCGUGUGUGUGUGUUUGUGUGUGUGUGUGUGUGUGUGUGUGUGUGUGUGUUCGUAUCUUGGGGAUGAUGAUAUAGAGGUGGAAGGAAGAGCAGGCUUUUAGAUAUCGCUUCUCCUUCCACAGUUAUCUUCUGCUGUGCAGGAACUUCUUAAUGAAAGUUUUUCCUUUUUUUGGCCUCUUAAUAAUACUAUGCCUCUUGACAUAAUAUUAUCCAGGAAAUGAUUUACUGUUCCCGUCCACUUACAGAUACUUUUCAUAUGUGUUAUUAUUGAGUUUUAUUUUGUAGAAGGGAAACCAUGAUGUGAAAAAAAGCUGAAUCAUUUGCACUCAUCCUUUUGAGAAUGUCUAUGUUUUAUUGCUAUGUCUGUUUUAUCUUAUUAUUUAUGUUUUUGAUGCCAUGUCGGUUUAAUGAACAUUUAAGAAAUAUAUUUUGAAGACAUAACGUUUUGUUCAUUGAUAUUAUUUUGUAAGGAAUCAUUUCCACACGGUGGUGGCACGCCCUUCAUACUUACCACUUAACAGGUACUUAGUAUGUAAUGUUUGCAACUAAUUGCUGUGUGAAAGCUGUUGCCAUGUCCUCAACAAAGAGCAUGAAUCAUUCAUCCUCCACUGAUGGUGGAAAAAUAGAACAAUAUAUAAAAGCAAAAUUGUGUGCCACUGUUCUUCAACUGACUCAUUUAAAAAAAAAAAAAAGUGAAAUCUGCAUAAGCUCCUAUAGGUUUUUGGUAUUUGUCUCCUGCUCUGCCAAUGUGUUUUUCUCUGUCUGUUCUCUGAAUGGUGACUUGUGAUCGGCUUUGACCAUUGGAGAAUCUUGUCUGAAGUAGCUGACCAAAGAGGCCUGCUGUGCUCUGUGUUUUCAGACAGUCCCCUCUAUCUUUGUAAUGCAAAAUGUGUGUGUGCGUAGGUGUGUGUGUGUGUACGUGUGAGAGGAAGAGGGAGACAUCGUGUUCUCUCCCUCUGUGUUGCAGGUACUGUUUACAUCUGUUUAAAUAUACUCUCACUUGUUCAUGUGCGUGCAACGGUCAAUAAAUAGAAGCCUGUGCUUUUGAUUAAAGCCCUCGCUGUAAUGGCCUCCUCA
This is a messenger RNA of Scophthalmus maximus (turbot), 5569 nucleotides long. It is a transcript of the gene slc9a6a, whose product is annotated as solute carrier family 9 member A6a. Gene Ontology annotation, biological process: proton transmembrane transport; regulation of pH; sodium ion transport. Gene Ontology annotation, molecular function: sodium:proton antiporter activity. The record is from RefSeq and is a predicted model, not a curated record. The transcript is spliced from 16 exons. Gene Ontology annotation, cellular component: recycling endosome; membrane. Bases 104 to 2452 code for a protein of 782 amino acids. NCBI's taxonomy places the organism in Eukaryota, Metazoa, Chordata, Actinopteri, Pleuronectiformes, Scophthalmidae.